Pungitius pungitius (ninespine stickleback) is the source of this 1141-nucleotide messenger RNA. RefSeq names its product reticulon-3-B-like. The record is from RefSeq and is a predicted model, not a curated record. Lineage: Eukaryota; Metazoa; Chordata; Actinopteri; Perciformes; Gasterosteidae. The transcript has 8 exons. The coding region runs from base 393 to 1055 and encodes 220 amino acids. Gene Ontology annotation, cellular component: endoplasmic reticulum membrane.
AGCUGCCAAAAUGAACAUUGUCGCCUACUUGAUGUACAAAGACCGUCAAUACAAAGUACCUGUAAUGUUUGCCGCAAUCAAAAUGACACAAGCAUACUAAAAAUCUUAUCGGAUAGAAUGUGUUUUCCUUUUGGAAACAUUUUAUGAAUAGUUUGACAUUUCUUUUCACACUAAUUCAAUAUUCAAUACUAAUUGUAUUUCGAUGGAUGUGAAGUUUUAAUUCCUGACAUUUUUGAAGUUUGAACAUCUGACCUGUGGAGACUCCCCUAGCUAUAAGCCCUGCCCCUGGUGAUGACAUCAUCAAUCUUUCUUUCAGCCGCUGGUCAGCGUGAGAUUAGGGAUUUAAACCUGCAGAGAACCUUCACCUCUCCACACACAAGGAGAAGAAGAAAAUGGCUGACUCCACCAGCAGCAGUCACUCUGACUCUUCAUCUUCAUCCAACAACUCCUCUUCUUCCUCCUUCAAAGACUCCACACAUUCAGCCUUGCAGCUUUUCCGCUGGAAGGAACCAAAGAAGUCGUUGGUGGCGUUCGGCUUGUCGCUGCUGGUUCUCGUCUCUGUGGCAACGCUUUCUGUCAUCAGUGUGGUGUCAUACCUGCUGCUGACCUGUCUCUGUGUCACCAUCACCUUCAGGGUUUACAAAUCUGUUAUCCAGGCCGUCAAGAAAUCAGACGAAGGUCACCCGUUUAGGUCUCUGUUGGAGAUGGACAUGUCUGUAUCCUUGGAGUCCGCCCAGCUGCUAACCGAACGGUCUUUGAUUCAUCUGAACUGGUUAAGCAGUCAAACCAGGAGGCUCCUACUGGUUGAAGACUUGGUUGACUCAUUGAAGCUGGCUGCUGUCAUGUGGAUCAUGACGUAUGUUGGAGCCAUUUUUAAUGUAGUCACCAUCCUCAUCCUCGCUGACAUCAUGUUCUUCAGCACUCCUCUCAUCUACCAGACGAAAAAGGAACAGAUUGAUCGGUACAUUGAGUUGAUAAAGUCCAGAAUGGAGGAGAUGCGGCAGAAGAUGAAAGAUAGGUUACCUGGAGCUGUGGGAAGAACCAAAGCUGAAUGACCAAUCACACUAAUACGCUGAUGUCUUCUCUAAUUUGUCGGUUUAUCAUUGAUUCUCCUGCUGUAAUAAAAUCCUGACUCACAGCC